AUGGCCGGUGCAGAGUCCUCUCUGCUUACAACCCUAGGUCCCAGCCCAGAUCCUGGCGACAGCCAGGGAGAGCUGGACUGCAGUUUCAAUGAAGAGUUCAAGUUCAUCCUGCUGCCCGUGAGCUACACAGUCGUUUUCCUGUUGGGCCUGGGCCUCAACACCCUGACCCUCUGGGUCUUCCUCUUUCGCCUCCGACCCUGGGAUGCUACGGCCACCUACAUGUUCCACUUGGCCUUGUCAGACACUUUGUAUGUGCUGUCACUGCCCACCCUCAUCUACUAUUAUGCGGCCCGCAACCACUGGCCCUUUGGCACGGGGCUCUGCAAGUUCAUCCGCUUCCUCUUCUACUGGAACCUCUACUGCAGCGUCCUCUUCCUUACCUGCAUCAGCAUGCACCGCUACCUGGGGAUCUGCCACCCACUUCGGGCCCUGCGCUGGGGCCGCCCGCGCUUCGCGGGCCUUCUCUGCCUGGCUGUUUGGUUGGUCGUGGCUGGCUGCCUUGUGCCCAACCUGUUCUUCGUCACCACCAGCCCCAAGAAGGACACCAUCCUGUGCCACGACACCACUCGGCCCGAGGAGUUUGACCACUACGUGCACUUCAGCUCAGCCAUCAUGGGGCUGCUGUUUGGCGUGCCCUGCCUGGUCACUCUUGUCUGCUAUGGGCUCAUGGCCCGGCGCCUGUAUCGGCCCUUGCCAGGGGCCGCCCAGUCAUCCUCGCGUCUGCGUUCUCUCCGCACCAUCGCUGUGGUGCUGACUGUCUUCGCUGUCUGCUUCGUGCCCUUCCACGUCACCCGCACCAUUUAUUACAUGUCAAGGCUGCUGGAAGCCGACUGCCGGGUGCUGAACAUUGUCAAUGUGGUCUACAAAGUGACUCGGCCUCUGGCCAGCGCCAACAGCUGCCUGGAUCCCGUGCUCUACCUGCUCACGGGGGACAAGUAUCGUCGUCAGCUCUGGCAGCUGUGCAGGUGUGGGGAGCCUCAGCCCCCCACCACGGCCUCCACCCUGGCUCUGGUGUCCCUGGCUGAGGAAAGCAGCUGCAGGUGGACAUCCACCCAGAGGCACCGUGGCUUCCCUGCCCCUGGGGCAGAUAGAUCGUAG
This is a messenger RNA of Enhydra lutris kenyoni (northern sea otter), 1098 nucleotides long. Its product is annotated as pyrimidinergic receptor P2Y4. Gene Ontology annotation, cellular component: plasma membrane. The transcript has a single exon. Gene Ontology annotation, biological process: G protein-coupled receptor signaling pathway; transepithelial chloride transport. Gene Ontology annotation, molecular function: G protein-coupled UTP receptor activity; G protein-coupled purinergic nucleotide receptor activity. The record is from RefSeq and is a predicted model, not a curated record. The coding region runs from base 1 to 1098 and encodes 365 amino acids. NCBI's taxonomy places the organism in Eukaryota, Metazoa, Chordata, Mammalia, Carnivora, Mustelidae.